AUGGCUGCUGGAAUGACACCAUCGUCUUCAACCUCAGGGAUCUUCUUCCAAGGAGACAAUGAUGAAUCACAAAGCUUCAUCAACUCUCACUUCACUUCCUCUUACGGCAACAACAACAACCCUCCUGGUUGUGGUGGCUACCACAACCUCAGUGAUCUUCACAACCCUGCUGCUAUGAUGUCUGUCUCAACCCCUGGAGCUAGCUCCAUGGUCACUGACGCCAACUCAGGAGGAGGAGGAGGUCUCUCCGGUGGUGGUCCUAACCUCCAGCGUAGUGCCAGCAUCAACAACGAGUCCUACUUGCGUUUACCCGCUUCCCCAUUGUCAUUCUCCUCUUCAUCGGUCGCCGACGGGUCCACGGUAGUGCAGCGAGGAGGCUCCAGCGCUACCUCGCUUCGCCGCGGGGCCUCGGAGACUUUCUUCCAGGACCCUACGCAGGCGAGGAAGAAGCCUCGCGAGGGGAGUAUAGUUUAUUGGAGGAAGUUUGUGAACGAGUACUUUUCACCACGUGCAAAGAAGAGAUGGUGUCUCUCUCAUUAUGAUAAUGUUGGUCAUAGCGCACUUGGUGUUUCUCCUCAGGCUGCAACGGAAGAGUGGCAGUGUGAUCUUUGCGGUUCUAAAUCAGGAAGAGGAUUUGAAGCAACUUUUGAUGUGUUGCCAAGGCUUAACGAGAUCAAGUUUGCAAGUGGUGUCCUUGACGAGCUUCUUUACCUCAGCGUCCCUGCUGAACGGAGAUUCCCUUCAGGAGUUAUGGUGUUGGAAUACGCAAAAGCAGUUCAGGAGAGUGUGUAUGAACAUAUCCGUGUUGUCCGUGAAGGCCAUCUUCGGAUCAUAUUCUCCCAAGAGCUUAAGAUCCUCUCUUGGGAGUUUUGUACUCGUCGACAUGAAGAGCUGCUUCCUCGCCGCCUUGUAGCUCCACAGGUGAAUCAAUUGCUUCAGGUUGCAGAGAAGUGUCAGAGCACAAUUGAUCAAAGUGGACCAGAUGGGAUUCAUCAGCAGGAUUUGCAAGCAAAUAGCAACAUGGUCAUGGCUGCUGGGAGACAACUAGCGAAAAGCUUGGAGUCACAUUCACUCAAUGACUUAGGCUUUUCUAAACGUUAUGUUCGGUGUUUACAGAUCUCUGAGGUUGUAAGCAGCAUGAAAGACAUGAUUGACAUGUGCCGUGACCAAAAAGUUGGUCCAAUAGAGGCGUUGAAGAGUUAUCCAUAUAGAAUGAGGACAGGGAAGAUGCAGAUGCAGGAGGUGGAGCAAGUAGCAGCUAAUGCUUCUCAAGGACUUGCACCUGAUAGGAACAGUGUCAACAAGCUAAUGUCAUUGCGCAAUAACAUACCUAUGAACGGUGGUCAGGGCUCUGCACAAGCCGCUGCUUUUGCUCUUACCAAUUACCAGACCAUGCUAAUGAAACAGAAUGCUGAGCAAACCAACGGUAGUCUCCAGCAAGAAUCUACAAGAAACAUGAGCCCAUCUCCGAGCUAUCAAGGAGCUAUUGGUUCUUCCCAUCUGUCUCCUCAGUGGCAAAUGCCAAGCUCUAGUUAUAGUAACUCCUCAGUUCAUCAGCAAUACCAACAACAACAGCAACCUUCGUGUAGUGGCAGUAAUAACCAAGCGCUGGAGCAACAGAUGAUUCACCAGAUAUGGCAACAGAUGGCAAACAGCAACGGAGGCGGCUCCGGGCAACAGCAGCAGACACUGUCUGGUCAGAACAUGGGAAGAAACAGGACAGAUUAUGUUCCCACUGCGGAAACACCGAGCACAUCCAACAGGUUCAGAGGUGUUAAAGGGUUAGAGCAGGGGCAAAACCAGGAAGGGAUGGUGGUGUCAUCUAAUAACACAUGUUUCAACUUUGAGAAUAACGGCUUCUUUAGCAAUGGGGUUGAUGAGAGCAUGGAAUAUCCUUGGAAGGCAUGA
Molecule: messenger RNA, 1908 nt
Organism: Eruca vesicaria subsp. sativa (arugula)
Lineage: Eukaryota; Viridiplantae; Streptophyta; Magnoliopsida; Brassicales; Brassicaceae
Source: the annotation of a GenBank genome assembly